This is a messenger RNA of Neurospora hispaniola, 1293 nucleotides long. Its product is annotated as SAC3/GANP/Nin1/mts3/eIF-3 p25 family-domain-containing protein. Bases 424 to 1293 code for a protein of 289 amino acids. The record is from RefSeq and is a predicted model, not a curated record. The transcript has 2 exons. Gene Ontology annotation, cellular component: proteasome regulatory particle, lid subcomplex; cytosol; nucleus. Gene Ontology annotation, biological process: proteasome-mediated ubiquitin-dependent protein catabolic process. NCBI's taxonomy places the organism in Eukaryota, Fungi, Ascomycota, Sordariomycetes, Sordariales, Sordariaceae.
CCCAGCACUCAGUGGGCGCAUGCCAAGCAAGCUGGCUACAGUACAGCUCCCACUUACCAAAACGUCACCCCGUCAGCCUGCCGCCGUGACGUCCCCGGGCAAGACAGCAGCAUCCAACCGUCAGCCUCGACACCAAACUACGUACCUACAUCCACUGCCUCGUUUCCCAAUACAAGCCAAGAUCACUGUACCAACAAACUCGACGACAAACCAGACAACAUCGCCGGUCUACCUAGUACCACAACAAUAUCAACUCGGAAUCAGAAUACGCAUACGCGACGCAUUUACCCAACCGUCACAUCCAUUUGCCGCCCGCGAUAGCUUCAAAAACCACCUCGAAGCUAGAACAUCAAACGAACCUCGACUUGCCGCACCCUCAGAUCACCACCACAUCACCACAGCCAGACACCACCACCACCCAACAUGGCAGAACGACAACUCACCCAAAUCCUCACCCAACUCCAGACCUCGGCCUCCUCCCUCUCCUACACCGACUCCUCCGCCCUCCUCUCCAAAGCCAAGCUCUUGCUUCUCCAACUCAACGCGCUGACCCCGACCGCGCCCGGCUCCGCCUCCAACCCCUCCCUCUUCUCUCUCGCCCGCCAAGUCUACGAGCAAGGUGCCCUGGCCUCGAUCCGCGCCAAGAACCCCGACGCCUUUUUGCGCUACGUCAGCCAGCUCCAAGGGUUCUACGAGCUCGAGAGUACUGUCGGUACCGGUGCCGCUGGUGGCAGGAUUGCCGGUGCGGACGCAAACAGGGAGGAGAAGAACAAGGUCACGGGCUUGUAUUUGCUGCUGCUGUUGACGCAGGGACAGUAUGCCGAGUUCCAUAGCGAGCUGGAGGCGCUGAGCACGAGGCUGGGUGGCGCCACGCGCGAGCUGGAGGCGGAUAGAUAUCUCGGGUAUCCCAUCAAGCUGGAGCGGUGGCUGAUGGAGGGGAGCUAUGAUCGUGUAUGGAAGGCAAUGAAGAAGGGGGAGGUUCCUUGUGAGGAGUAUGGAGUUUUUUCCGAGAUCCUCACUUUCCAAAUCCGCUCCGAAAUCGCCUCCUCCUCCGAGCGCGCCUACCCCUCGCUUCCCAUCUCCUCCACCAAGUCGCUCCUCUUCCUCGAGUCCGAGGGCGAAGUGGUCGAGUUCGCCCGCUCCCGCGGCUGGGUACUCAAGGACGGCCACAUCUACUUCCCGUCUGCUGAGCCGACGACGGAGGAGGCCGGUGCCGAGCAGGAGAAGCCCUUCAGCCGGUUGAUCAUUGAGAAUACGCUGGGCUAUGCUAGGGAGUUGGAGACGAUCGUCUAA